GCCCUCCCGGGGGCGCGCGCGCUCGGGGCACGGGGCCUUCCGCUCUUGGCGGCGCGGCCUCGAUGACGUCACUGUCCGUGACUGGAGCUGGAGGACAGAGGAGCCCUUCCCGUUGCCGGCGCCAGCCUGGUCUCUUGGAAUUACUUCGCUCAAGAGCGAGCAGCGCCAUGAGCAACACUACCGUCGUCCCCAGCACUGCGGGCCCGGGCCCCAGCGGCGGGCCGGGUGGUGGCGGCGGCGGCGGCGGCGGCACCGAGGUAAUCCAGGUGACUAAUGUCUCCCCGAGCGCUAGCUCUGAGCAGAUGCGGACCCUCUUCGGUUUCCUAGGCAAGAUCGACGAACUGCGCCUCUUCCCGCCGGAUGAUUCACCUUUGCCGGUCUCAUCCCGUGUCUGCUUUGUUAAAUUCCAUGAUCCGGACUCAGCAGUUGUGGCACAGCAUCUGACAAACACUGUAUUCGUUGACAGAGCAUUGAUAGUCGUACCAUAUGCAGAAGGAGUUAUUCCUGAUGAGACUAAGGCUUUGUCUCUGUUGGCACCGGCUAAUGCAGUGGCAGGUCUUCUGCCUGGUGGUGGACUCCUGCCUACUCCUAACCCACUUACCCAGAUUGGCGCUGUUCCAUUGGCUGCUUUGGGAGCUCCUACUCUUGAUCCUGCCCUUGCUGCACUUGGGCUUCCUGGAGCAAACUUGAACUCUCAGUCUCUUGCUGCAGAUCAGUUGCUGAAGCUUAUGAGUACUGUUGAUCCCAAGUUGAAUCAUGUAGCUGCUGGUCUUGUUUCACCAAGUCUGAAAUCAGAUACCUCUAGUAAAGAAAUAGAGGAAGCCAUGAAGAGAGUACGAGAAGCACAGUCCCUAAUAUCUGCUGCCAUAGAACCAGAUAAAAAAGAAGAAAAACGAAGGCACUCAAGAUCAAGAUCACGCUCUAGGAGGAGGAGGACUCCUUCAUCUUCUAGACACAGGCGGUCAAGAAGCAGAUCUAGAAGGAGGUCACAUUCUAAGUCAAGGAGUAGGCGACGAUCCAAAAGUCCCAGACGGAGAAGAUCUCAUUCCAGAGAGAGAGGUAGAAGGUCAAGGAGCACAUCCAAAAACAGAGACAAAAAGAAAGAAGACAAAGAAAAGAAACGUUCCAAAACACCACCAAAAAGUUAUAGCACAGCCAGACGGUCCAGAAGUGCAAGCAGUUUGUACAUUUGUGGUCCUAGAGAGAGACGACGUCGACGAAGCAGGAGUGGCACAAGAUCUCCUAAAAAGCCCAGGUCUCCGAAAAGAAAAUUGUCUCGCUCACCGUCCCCUAGGAGGUUAAAAUUCUCAAGCGUAUCCUUUAAAGCAUCUUUUUUUUCUUUGAGAACAUUUUACUGUUAUCCUAGGCAUAAAAAGGAGAAGAAGAAAGAUAAAGACAAAGAAAGAGGCAGAGAUGAACGAGAACGAUCAACAAGCAAGAAGAAGAAAAGUAAAGAUAAAGAAAAGGAUCGGGAAAGAAAAUCUGAGAGUGAUAAAGAUGUAAAACAGGUUACACGGGAUUAUGAUGAAGAGGAACAGGGGUAUGACAGCGAGAAAGAGAAAAAAGAGGAGAAGAAACCAACAGAACCAGUUUCCCCCAAAACAAAAGAAUGUUCUGUGGAAAAGGGAACUGGUGAUCCCCUGAGAGAAUCCAAAGUGAAUGGUGAUGAUCAUCAUGAAGAAGACAUGGAUAUGAGUGACUGAAUAUGGCCUCCAUGAGAAUCCACCUGUAUACAUGCAUCAGUGUCAUUCCUUUGUGUGAUAUCUUCAUGCUGUAUUUGUUCAUCUCAAACCUUAGAUGUAUACAGCUCUGAGCUACAAAUGGUUAUAACGCUCCUGUAAUUGAUAUUAUUUACAUCCAAAAGUUUUUAGAAAAUGCUAUGUGGGUAACCAAUUCUUGAUGUGGUGAAAUCUGAUUGAGUAACCAAGCAGCUUGACUAUUCUGGUGCUGCUUCAUAGCAGAAGUGAAAAGCUGCAUGCAUCUACAGCAGGCAUGGAUUGUUUAUGUUGUAUAAUCUCCUUUAUUAAGUAAGUUCACUUAUAGUAUUUCUAGAAUUUGAUUCAUUGCCGUAAUAGAGCCCUGUAGGGAAUGCACUGAUUGCAUGUUAAUUGUGACAGGAAUAUCCUCAAUGUCAUUAAAAUCCUCCAACAUGAUGGAUCUACUUAUGGUCUUGUUCGUUGAUAUGACAAGUUAACAUUCUUAUAGUUACAUCUGGAAAUAAGCAUUUGAAAUAGAUAAUCCUUUAAGCCUUGUGGCUGAAAUUUUGUGGCUUUUGUUUAACUUUGAAAGGUUAUAUAUGCACUAACCUUUUUUGAUGGCUGCUUAGGCUUUAAUUACAGAAACAAAAUUUGAAAUAAAACUGUCUUUGGCAGUGAGUAAAUAGCAUAUUUUGAAGUAGAGUUGUAUACUUUUUCAUAAGGUGUUUGGGAAUUGUUUUCCCUGAAAUAAUUUAUUUCACACCUACAUCAUUGAAAGCUAUCUGCCUAUCCUGAGUCCAUCUGUAAAAGACUUAUUUCUUGUCCUAAUUUUCAAUUUUUCACUUUUAUUAAUUUGUUUUAAUAUCAAUGUUGGAAAAAGGGGGUAGUGCAUUUUAAAUUGACCAUAUGCUUUUAAAGUGAGACAAAUGUACUUGAUAAUGUACUUUUUAUUUGAUCUCAAGUUGUAUAAAACCAAUAAAUUUGUGUUACUGCAGUAGUAAUCUUAUGCCCACAGUGAUUCCAUGUUAAAUGCAAAGUAGUUUAGGCAACUGUUUUCUUAGUUACAGGAGUUUCCAGCUUCACUUUUGUGCAGUAAAAACAAAAGUAGGCUACAGUCUGUGCCAUGUUGAUGUACAGUUUCUGAAAUUGUUUUACAAGUCUUUGAUAAUAAAACCCUUAAACCUA
Myotis daubentonii (Daubenton's bat) is the source of this 2882-nucleotide messenger RNA. It is a transcript of the gene SRSF11, whose product is annotated as serine and arginine rich splicing factor 11. Gene Ontology annotation, molecular function: RNA binding. Gene Ontology annotation, cellular component: nucleoplasm. NCBI's taxonomy places the organism in Eukaryota, Metazoa, Chordata, Mammalia, Chiroptera, Vespertilionidae. The record is from RefSeq and is a predicted model, not a curated record. Gene Ontology annotation, biological process: RNA splicing.